AUGGCAAAGGGUAAUUCAAUCAACACCUACCAUAUGAAUGAUCCUUUAUAUCCAUCAAUUCGUGCUCGUGAUGCACCCAAUAUAGUUGAUGGAUUCGAUAGCUCAACCUCUGAUGUGAGACAGAAGAUCCGUUGCGAAAAGAUAGUGAUAUGCGAGCAAAAAACUGAAGGAGAUGUAGUAGCAGAAGCAGGUGCCUUCGGAACCAUCAUGCUAGUUUCCGAUCUCGAUGACUUCAGUUCCCUUUACCCAUUGCCAGUAUCCCUUGUGAAUCUGGAAACAAAUGGGAGUACUGGAAUUUCGAAGAACCCAACUGCAACCAUAUUAAGGAGAAAAGAGCUCUCCAACACACAAGCCCCCUACAAUUCAUCGUUCUCGUCAUGGGGGCCUAACAAAAUCAAUCCACAAAUCUUAAAACCUGACCUUGCUGCACCGGGAGUUGAUAUUUUGGCCGCAUGGCCACCAACAAUUCCUCCUUCGAAAGUACCAGGUGACAAAAGAAUUGUUGCAUUCAACUUCCUAUCUGGAACUUCCAUGGCAUGUCCUCAUGCCACGGGAGCCGCUGCAUAUGUCAAAACCUUUCAUCCACCAUGGUCUCCUGCAGCUAUAAAAUCUGCUUUGAUGACAACAGGUAAAAGAAUCCAAUCCAAAUAUCCAAUGGGUGUUAAUGACAGCAAUAAUCAAAAUGGAUUAGCAUUUGGAGCCGGCAACAUCAAUCCAUUGAAGGCCAUUGACCCUGGCUUGGUUUACGAUGCAACCGUAUCAGAUUACAUAAGUUUUCUCUGUGGAAUUGGCUACGAUGCAUCGAAGUUGAAACACAUAACUGGUGACAACAUCACUUGUGCCCAAAACCAAUCAAGUACUGAUCUCAAUUUGCCUAGUUUUUCUGAUCCUGUGCCACGAUCUACACCCAUCAGUGUUGAUUUUUAUAGAACAGUAAAGAACGUUGGUUCGCCCCAGUCAAAAUACAUAGCAAAAGUGGUGGCCUCCCCGGGUCUCAAUAUUCAAGUUGAACCUGAAACUUUAAUAUUCACAGCAGCUAGGGAGACAGUCUUUUAA
This is a messenger RNA of Coffea eugenioides, 1056 nucleotides long. Its product is annotated as subtilisin-like protease SBT4.4. The transcript is spliced from 5 exons. The coding region runs from base 1 to 1056 and encodes 351 amino acids. Gene Ontology annotation, biological process: proteolysis. NCBI's taxonomy places the organism in Eukaryota, Viridiplantae, Streptophyta, Magnoliopsida, Gentianales, Rubiaceae. The record is from RefSeq and is a predicted model, not a curated record. Gene Ontology annotation, molecular function: serine-type endopeptidase activity.